Molossus molossus (Pallas's mastiff bat) is the source of this 572-nucleotide messenger RNA. Its product is annotated as galectin-9-like. The transcript is spliced from 4 exons. The coding region runs from base 87 to 572 and encodes 161 amino acids. Gene Ontology annotation, molecular function: carbohydrate binding. The record is from RefSeq and is a predicted model, not a curated record. Lineage: Eukaryota; Metazoa; Chordata; Mammalia; Chiroptera; Molossidae.
AGACCUGUGCUUCCUGUUGCUGGUGUGGACGGUUUUCUCUACCCAUUUCCCAAGUAUUUUUAGAAAGUCACACUGGAGAGGGCAAAAUGCAGUUUGCUGUGAACUUCCAGAUCGGCCACAGUGACUCGGACAUUGCCUUCCACUUCAACCCUCGGUUUGAAGGCGAAGGGUACGUGGUCUGCAACACGAAGCAGAGAGGAUACUGGGGGUCGGAGGAGAGAAAGAUGGGAAAUCCCUUCAAGAGGGGGAUUCCCUUUGAGAUCCGCUUCCUGGUGCAGAGCUCCCAAUUCCAGGUGAUGGUGAAUGGAAAUUUCUUUACUCAGUACACACACCGCGUGCCCAUCCACCGCGUGGACACCAUCUCCUUCACUGGUGGUGUGGCGGUGAACCACAUCAGCUUCCAGCUGAGCUCCUUCCUGUUCCCACUGGGAGAAGGAAACACGGUCCAGUCCCUUCAGAAACCUUCCCCGCGGAAGAUGUGCGUCCUUCCCUCGGCCAAGUCCUGGACACGGAGCCUGGCCUCACGGGCCUUGUCAUCCAGGUGCCAAAUCAUGCUGGCCAAGCUCUCGUGA